Messenger RNA from Penicillium taxi, 6126 nucleotides. Its product is annotated as protein kinase RIM15. Gene Ontology annotation, cellular component: cytoplasm; nucleus. Bases 1 to 6126 code for a protein of 2041 amino acids. NCBI's taxonomy places the organism in Eukaryota, Fungi, Ascomycota, Eurotiomycetes, Eurotiales, Aspergillaceae. The record is from RefSeq and is a predicted model, not a curated record. The transcript is spliced from 2 exons. Gene Ontology annotation, biological process: peptidyl-serine phosphorylation; phosphorelay signal transduction system. Gene Ontology annotation, molecular function: ATP binding; protein serine/threonine kinase activity.
AUGUCGCAUAAUGCCUUUCCAAACCCCCAAUUCCUCGCGCCUCCUGCCGUUACGGCCUUACGGCAGGAGGCCCGGAAUAUCAACCCGAAACUGACAAGAUCGCCGAGUGAGAAUAUCCGAGAGGAGAGGGAGGAUUUGAAGGAGGCUGCGGAACAGACCCUGAACGUUAUCGUGGAUCUGGAUCUCGAGGGUCGCAUUAAAUGGGUCAGCCCUUCAUGGCGGCAAGUGGUCGGCACACCACCGAAGUCGGUUGAGGGUCGCAUGAUCUCAGAGAUUCUCCUUGAUAACAAGGAUGUCUUUCGAGAUGCAAUAGAUGCCAUGGUUGAGGAUGAUUCGCGCAGUCGGUUCAUCCGCCUCGCGGUGCAGAUGGGACCGGACUCGGUUCUAAAAUAUGCACCCGAACCACAGCCGAUCGACUCAGCGGGUGGAAAUGAGGAGGCAUUUGAAAAUACGGAGGAGGCUUCGCAAAGCGAGGACAAAGGCGUACUUGAAGACGGGGUGAAGCAGGAUGUGCUCAACAUGGAGGGACAGGGCAUCAUGGUGUAUGAUCGUACGGACAAUGAGACAGGUCACUCGAUGUGGAUGUUGCGACCACUUACUGAACCGAGAGAAGUCACAAUUGACCUUCCGCCCCUGCUAGUGGAGUCCUUGGGCGUUGGCGCGGAAGUGCUAGCAAACUACUUGACCACACUGGCUGAAGCUGCGGCGAACGAGCCCGACCCAUCGAAACACCCUGCGCCUACACCGGUACUUUGUCGCAUCUGUGAACGCCAAAUCACACCCUGGUGGUUCGAGAAGCAUUCAGACCUAUGUUUACAAGAACAUCGAGCGGAGAUGGACGUGCAGAUUUCUCAAGAAACUCUUAACGAGCAUCGACAUGCAAUUGUGAGGGUUCUGGACGCUCUGGAGGCUCGACAGGGAAGACCGUUGAUCGGCCCCGAUGGCAAUGUCCUGUCGGCUCCCCAGUCGGAGUACAAAGGGUUGCCCAUCGGACCUUCUCCUGCCAGCUCGGCGCCAUCAAACGGGUCUGCCUUGGGCGAAAACUCGACACCAGGAACCCCACCACGUUCGCGAGAUCAUUCGGCAUCAGGAAGUGUGUUAGGUCGCCCUCGUUCCUUUACUGUCCGAAGACCUUUGGCCCGUAUCGUUGAGCUGGUGCUCGACUUGUGCGAUACGGCUCUUGAAAUUAGCAUGCCAGUGAUCAAGGAGUCCUUGCGCCCGGAGAAUGAGGAAGAUUUCCGUACAUUAUCGCCACAAUCUGAAUCGCGAAUCUCCCAAGUGAUUCAGUGGCAAUCUCCUAGCUCCAACACUCUGGAGCAAGAACAAGGACUAGCUGCGCUGGCACGUGAUACUGAGCAGAUAGCGAAAGCCAAAGCCGAUGCAGUAGUCCGUCAUCGGAAAAUUGUGGAGUACGCGGAGAGAAUUCGUAUCGAAUACACAGUCUUGGUGGAGGAGUGUAUAUCCGCGGCUCUCAGCAAAGCAGAACGCAUCGCUGCUGGCCAGCUAAGUGAUUCCUCAUGCUCAUCGGAGGAUGAACUUGCUCGAGAGACCGGACUUGAAGGCGACGGUGGGUUCGAUCUUGCUGGAGAAGACUCCUACCCAUCACAGCCAUCCAGUCAGGAAUGCCUCGUGGUACCGCAGCAGCAGUUUCAACCUGCCGUACCUACGCCUCUAAAACUUACCUCUGCAUUAACUAUGUCCAUGCGCAACUCUCCGGACCGGUCACUUAUAAGCCAAGGUCCACUCGAGCGCAGGUCAUCCUCUGUCGCUGUGUCAACCGCAUCUAACAGCCCCAGCCCCAUGGAAUGCCCUACCCCUCGGUCGUAUAAAAAUGCCUCGGGACUUCUUGGCACCUCACAGCCCCGACGAGGCCUAUCACUUAUGGAUAUCGACGCGGGGGACAGUAGCGAUAGCAGCAUGCCCUCGUCCGCCUUUGCGGGUGCGAUGAGAACAGAUUCGCCUUCUUCCGAGCGAAGCUUUGAGCGGAAGCGGAGGAGCCUCGUGCUUCCAGGGCUGUCUAGUUCACCGCGUCGACAACCUUCCCCUGCUCGUAUAUCUGGGCCACACUCCCCCUUACGCAUGUCGAAACCUCGGCUUUCUCAUGGUGCAGAGAGCCUGCCGUCCCCGAUAGUAUCCCCCUCGGCAUAUGCCAGCGAAUUAGCCCAUAACUAUCGUCAUCACCGUCGCCGGUCUUCGGCCACCUCUUCAGAUAUAGCGAAGCCACCUCCCUCUCCCCGCCUGCCAUCAGUCAGCCAGCAACCUCGACCGGCUCCACCGUCUAUCAAAGAUUUUGAAAUCAUCAAGCCGAUCAGCAAAGGCGCCUUCGGUAGUGUUUACUUGUCUAAGAAAAAGUCCACAGGCGAGUACUAUGCCAUCAAGGUCCUCAAGAAGGCAGAUAUGAUUGCCAAAAAUCAGGUCACAAAUGUGAAAGCUGAGCGGGCGAUCAUGAUGUGGCAAGGAGAGAGUGAUUUUGUCGCCAAACUCUACUGGACCUUCUCCAGCAAGGAAUAUCUCUAUCUGGUUAUGGAGUAUUUGAAUGGCGGCGAUUGUGCCUCUCUCGUCAAGAUCCUCGGUGGUCUGCCCGAAGACUGGGCUAAGAAAUACAUCGCUGAAGUAAUUCUUGGCGUUGAGCACCUUCACCAUAGAGGAAUCGUUCACCGUGAUCUGAAACCUGACAACCUUCUCAUCGACCAGACCGGUCAUUUGAAAUUGACUGAUUUUGGUCUCUCCCGUAUGGGUUUGGUAGGACGUCAGAAGCGUGUCUUGAAGAGCCCCAAUGAGUCGGCUCCUGAUCUUCUCAAACAAGGGCCAUUCCCUCGUGCUAUCUCCGUUACCUCCUCUCGCUCGGCAUCCUUUGAUUUCCAAGCUGCGACAUCUCCAGGGUCCACCCCUUUGAUCACUCCAGCAGAAGUUUCCACGAGCGUCAACCAACCUUCCUAUUUCAAUCUCAACCAGUCUUCGAGUCUGAGUCGUCAAAGUUCUCGCAGAGCAUCGGGCUAUCGUAGCGACAGCCUGGGCAGUGACAGCUUUACUGGCUUGUUCCGAUCCUUUGCGCUCAACGACAAUGAACCCACUGCUCCAUCACCCGGCGUGCUUUCAACCAGUCUAGCGGAAGAGGAAGUUCACGACUUAACUGAUUCUCCCAUAUUGUAUCCCCUACAGCACACAUUCAGCAAUCCUAUGACCCAAAAUACUCCUCCACAGCCGAACAUGCUACCUCCAGUCUUGGCACUUUUCGACCCAGAAGACCACAACCGACGGUUCGUUGGAACACCUGACUAUCUGGCUCCGGAAACCAUCAAUGGUGUUGGGCAGGACGAGAUCAGCGAUUGGUGGUCCUUGGGAUGUAUUAUGUUUGAAUUCAUCUUUGGAUACCCACCCUUCAACGCCGACACGCCGGAUGAAGUGUUUGAGAACAUUCUUCGUCGCAGAAUCAAUUGGCCAGAAGAUCCCGAAGAGCUCACCACUCCAGAGGCCAUGGAUCUUAUCAACAGGCUCCUGACUAUUGACCCUCGUCAACGUAUUGGGGCAAAUGUAGAGGAGAAGUUCCCAAGUGGCGGAGCUGAAAUUCGGAGCCAUCCCUGGUUUUCGGACAUCCAUUGGGAUACACUCUUGGAGGAUAAGGCAGAGUUUGUUCCCCAAUUGGAAAAUCCCGAGGAUACUGAGUACUUUGAUGGUCGUGGUGCCACCCUCCAGGCGUUUGAAGAGGAGAUGGAAGAUGAACCUUCACCGCAACCACCGUCUACGACAGGGUCUUCGGAUCGACCCCAUGAUGCGCUGUUCAAGGUGCGCUCUCAGGUCAAUGCCACAAAGCGGCCAUUAAUGCCGUUGCACAUUCCGCCCCAUGUACGCGACGCGCGUGAUUCCCGGAGUCGGAGGUUGAGCGAACCGUCGCUGGCCGAUGAUUUUGGCAGUUUCAACUUCAAAAAUCUGCCAAUGCUGGAAAAGGCCAACAAGGACGUAAUACAGAAAAUGCGCCAAGAGGCUAUGCAGGCGCCGCACCGCCAUUCGUCAACAUCGUCCACGUCGAGUGGUGGUGCACCGGCACCGCAAGCCAAUGCCCAGCCAGCACUUGAAGGAAGCCCUAUGCCAAUGUCAAUAUCGCGUGCCUGGUCACAGAACAAGGGCAAUAAUGGUAGACCCUCGUCUCCAUCAAGCCAGGCGGCCUCAUCUCCCAGUAGGCCCUCGCAACCAUCAUCCCCGCUACUGGUCCAGUUCAGCACAGGCGCUAAUCAUGAACGACGAAAAACGUCUGGUUCCUCUUCCAAUGCAUCACACCAGUCCAGCGGUACAUUCCAGCCAUCUUCUCUGGAACAACCGCGGAUGCCCAACUUCCGACUUGGGUCGGUGGCGUCCUCUCCUGUCAAGACUAGUCGCAUGCCUGCCCAUUCACCAGACAAACACCCUUCGAGUCAACGUCAUGGCAGUGCUCCCGCUAGUCGAACUCGAUCCCAGACCAUAGGCUCUCAAGAUGGUACAGAUCUUUCUACGUUUACAAAAGAAGCUUUCGUGCCUACACACCAUAAGCGUCGCAGCCAGCUAUACGACAUCUCUCCCUCAUCUUCCGACAACGAGGACCCCCGCACCAAGGCGCUACUCAAAGUCCAGCGGCGGCGACUCAGCACUCGCCGGAUGUCCCAAGUGAACCAUCCCGACGGGCCAUUCUUCCGCCCACUGGACAUUCUCAUUUGUGAAGAUCACCCUGUGUCCCGACUGGUAAUGGAACGUCUUUUUGAAAAGCUUCGCUGCCGCACCAUUACUGUUACCAACGGUGCUGAAGCCGUGCGAUUUGCUCUGAGUGAAGUCCAGUUUGAUAUAAUCAUGACCGAGUACAAACUACCUCAGGUAAAUGGUGCUGAUCUUGCACGCAUGGUUCGAGAGACCCGGAGUGCCAACCGCCAUACACCGAUCAUCGCAGUGACUGGCUACUUGAAAGAGUUCCCUGAGACCCAUUACCUCGACGCGCUCAUCGAGAAACCCCCAACUUUGUCCAAGCUCACCGAGGCCCUAUGCAAGUGGUGUAUGUGGAAGCCACCGCCGAAGGACUAUAAUCCGUCCCUGCUUUACAAUCCGCCUCAUUCCAUCCCCGUGCCUAUGCCUAGUAGUCGUCAGAGCCGGCCCAACGACGAUAGCCCGAGCUCAGUAUCCUCUGGUUUCGUACCAAACCCUCCCAGUUCCUACCGUGACUCUAGUCGAGAAGACUCUGUCAGCAGUAGCGUGUUCGGAGAUAUGGAGUCCAUCAAAUCCGACGAAAUCCCCGUCAUUAUUAGUCGCAGCCAUGAUGAUUGGGAGCAGGGUCACGGUGGAUUGGGAAUCUCUGAGGCAGCACACUCUAAUUCCGAGCCCAAACCCGUUCCUCAACUCCUUCAUGCCGUCUCGGCACCUGCCGCAAUGGAUUUAAACGGAGGUAUGACUCCCCGCAAGCAACGGUCUAGUGAAUCGAUUCGUGCCAAGCGCGAAUCGCUGGAGCGGAAGCGUUACGAGGGCGCUGAAUCAGGAGACGACGAGGAUGAAGAGCUUGGAAAUUCCCAGUCUCGUCGCAGUCCACCGGUGCGUAAUCGCCGUCCUGGCUCCAAACUUGGUAUUGAGAUGAUGCGUACCAACAGUCGAGGCAGCGUGGUCAGUGGUAGCGAAGAGCUCCUCCAAAAGGAGAGGGAGGCACUUCGUAAUGCGGUUAACGAUUACGCCUCUACCGAUGAUGACGGGCCUCUAGGGUCUCCAUCCAGCGUCAGUCUCGAGGAACACAUGGAAGGGCUUUGCAUAUUAGAGGAGUCAGAAAAUGAUGAGCAGUCCAUCAGCCGCCGAGAAUCACCCUCACCAGAGAGCGCAUCUCGACGACAACGUUCUUCUCUUCCUGGACCUUCCCACACCAGCCCUCGUCGAUUGAAGUUCAGUCAGUCUACUGCUCGGGAGAAGCACCACGGCAUGAACGCACCCAUCACCCCCGAGCUGAAAUUCACGGCAGACCCUUCUACAGACUCCAGUUCUGGCAUUGAAAUCGAUGCCAGCCCCACGCCGGAGGACUCCGAAUCUACACCACGUCCUUUCCAUCCAUCGCCCGACCUGGAAUCUGAGGAAACACCACGUCCAGAUCGGUAUCGUGACUUAUCCAGACUCAAACGAUAA